Molecule: messenger RNA, 4495 nt
Organism: Lytechinus variegatus (green sea urchin)
Lineage: Eukaryota; Metazoa; Echinodermata; Echinoidea; Temnopleuroida; Toxopneustidae
Gene: tada2b
Product: transcriptional adapter 2-beta-like
Exons: 16
Coding region: 89-1450 (453 amino acids)
Biological process (GO): regulation of transcription by RNA polymerase II; chromatin remodeling
Cellular component (GO): nucleus; SAGA-type complex
Molecular function (GO): zinc ion binding; chromatin binding; transcription coactivator activity
Source: RefSeq, a predicted model, not a curated record
CUGCACAGAGACAAAGUUGCAUUGUGGGUGAAGGUCUAAUGACGUCAUCAGCUGCCGGUGUGCGAGAAUUCCCCGUCCGUCCCCAGAAAUGGCCGAGAGCCCCCCAAGAUUGUAUUGCAACUACUGCCAAGAGGAGUUAAAGUCCUUCAGUGUGAAAUGUUGCGACUGCUCCGAUGCCGAGACUUUCGAUCUUUGUUUACAGUGUUUUCGUGCUGGAGCUGAAAUCGGUACUCACAAGAGGGAUCAUGGAUAUCAGAUAAUGGAUAAUUCUCUAUUCCCUUCUGGAGGGAGAAGUAAUUGGAGCACAACAGAAGAGAACAGUUUGCUGGAUGCAAUUGAGUCAUUUGGCUUUGGAAAUUGGGAUGGAGUUGGUAACCAUGUAGGCUCCAAGACAAAAGAAGAAUGUUCUGACCAUUAUAACACUUUCUAUGUACAGGGAAAGAUUGGAAAUGCGACAUUACCGGAAACCCGUUCUGUCAACUUUAUAGACCACACAGGGCCAGUAGAUGGGCCAUUAUCUCCUACAUUAGGAUUAACAUUCAAGCCCGUUGACCUGACGAUAGCAGAGCAACAAGAACUAUGCUACAUGCCAUUAAGAGAUGACUUUGAAAGGGAAUUCGAUAAUGAUGCAGAAACUCUCAUUAGCAACUUAGCAGUAACAUCAGAGGAUGAUGAAUUAGAUAUAUCACUCAAGCUAGCUCAUGUAGAUAUGUAUUCAAAGAGAUUAAAGGAGAGAGGUAGAAGGAAAACAAUAGCUAGAGAGAAUGGUCUUAUCAACGCUGCAGUAUCAACAGCAACAACAGCUCCACCUGGACCUCCUCCAUCUUCAUCAUCACAAAAACAAAAGUCAGCUUCUCAAAAACGCAAGCCUUCCAAGGAGGAGUUAGAGUUCCGAGAGAAGCUGAGACCAUUAGUUAGAUUCAUCCCUACCACAGACCUUGAAGAAAUGUUUGAUAAUAUACAGAAAGAGAAAGAAAUUAAAUCAAGAAUAAAAGAAGUGGUCAGAUGUAGAAGAAAUGGAAUCACAAAAUUAAAAGAAUGUGAAGAGUAUGAGGAAGCCAAAGCAAAGAGAGAAAAGAGGAAAGAAAAUAAGAAAAAGUUGGCUGAAAAGACAAAGAAAGGGAACUCAAUAACUGCCAAAAAACCAGAUUCCAAGGAUGUCAAAGAAGAAGUAAAGGAGGAAAAGAUGGAUGUUAUAGAAGAUGAAUUUCCAACUCUGAGAUCAUCCCAUGGAUUCAACUACUUAUCGGAGAGGGAAAAGAAGCUCUGUUCCUCUAUGAAGAUGAAGCCAGCAAGAUAUGUCACUCUUAAAACACUCAUCAUCAAGGACCAUUACUUACGAAAACAAGGCAUUCUUCCCAAGACCCGUUACCCUGGCAACCUGCACAAGUCUCAUCGCAAGCGCAUCGCCAACUUCCUCACCAAAAAUGGCUGGAUCAAGGCUAGUUGAGAAUAAUACUUGCCCUCCCCCCUUCUCCACCAUCACUCCAAAAAUUUAAAAAACCUUGCCUUUUUGUUGUUUUUUUUUCUUCUCCAUUCAACAAAGGAUAGAUUUUGUGAUGUUAGAGUUACCAUUACAAACCAUCACUAUUUAUUGACCAUUUGCUAUCUUGUAUGUGUACAUGUACUUUCCAUGUAUGAUGUAAUUCGGGUAUUACCCUUUUGUACCUCUCAAAACUUAAACGCACAAGGCAGCCCCUGUCAUGUGCAAUUUGCUUUUACUAGUGAAUUUUUGAUCAUCGAUUGAAGGAAAACAAAAUGUUCCUUGAUUUAUCAGGGCCCAAUGUACAUGAUCGGAUGAUCAGCGGUGAUGUUCUGCCAAUUUAAGUGUAUCUAGCGAUCAGUCUUCGAUGCAAAAUGUCUAAAUUGUGCCAAAUUAGGUUUCAUGAUCUCCAUGUCAGCUCUAACUUUCGCAAUGAGUGAUUCCUUCCAUAUCAUUUACGUUAGAUGUGUGUUCACCAAGUUCCCUGAAAUUGCAAUUUCUGUUCCAAAAUCAAGUGAGAAUUGUUCACUUGACAGGGAGUAUAUGUAUUUGUAUGAGCCCUAUUAACCUACAUGUAGCUUCUUAUAUUCAGGGAUGGGAAACAGAAGGACUUAUCUCACUUUGUGAUGUUUUGUUUUUAUUAAGGUAUCAAAAUAAUCAGAUACCCCUGCAUUUCUGAAAACUAUUAAACCUUGAUUUUUGAUUCAACUGUUAAUUGCCUGUAGUAAAGUAAUGAAUGAAGGGGCUUGGUCAUUUGAGGUAUGUUAGUAGUCUAUGUACUCAAGACUCUACUUGUGCUUAUAUUUGUCCUGCCAUGAUAUGUGAAGUCUGAGAACAGAGUUAAUGUUUGACAAGUACUGGUUACAUAUCACGUUGAAGAUAUAGAUUAAUUACAAGUCAUGAUUGAUUUGAUUAGUAGUUGAUGACAAAAGCUGCUAACACUAAAUAUCUUGAAGAGAGCAAUAUAGAUAUAAAUUCAGCUGUACUCUAUUCAAGUAGGUGUGGCUGUCACAGAAGACCCUCUAACACCCCUCCCUGGAACAAUAGUUAUGCUGCUAUAAUCCUCCAGAUCAUAUGCUAUACUUUUCAUAAUUACAAGCAAAACUGAUUAUACAUUUAGCUUAUGGGCAAGUGAGAUAAAAACAAAUAUGCUGUUUGUUAGUGUGUGAUAACACAAUCCAACUACUUGUAUUACUUUUUCUUUGCCCUAAAGGAUACCAUGCAUUUACCUCUCAUAAUUCAAUUUUGACUAGGAUUUAUUGAAUAAUCCCUUGCAUUGAAUAAUAUAUUUUCAGAAAGGAGUCUGGAUUUUGUGUUAAUAUUUUUUUAAUCCAACCAGGGAACAUACUUAUAUCCACUGAAACAAGUAUAAAGUAAUUUAGCUUAAUCUACGUAGGCAACUAAUCCUUAUAUCUUAUUGCAGAAAAGGUAAUCAUUUGGAGUAAUUGCUUUCCUUCAUAUCUGGCUUUAUCCUACAAAUAUGUUUGUGCCUUGAGCCUGAAAUUAUACUUGCAGUUGAAAUUAAAAAAAUCUUCAUAAGUGAUCAGUUAAGACUUAAAGCACUGAAAGAGAACAGUAAACCACUUUCCUUUGAUAAUAUUCAACUCCCUUUUAUUUAGUUUGGGUGGGUAAUUUUACUCUUUUUCCCCCUAAUUUGUUUGCAACUUUUUAAUGGUAAGAAAGUGUACUUUUCUAGAAAAAAAAGACAGAAAUAUGCCUUCUAAUUUAACGCCUAAAUACUGAUCUCUCUUCUUGAAAAUAUUUAGUAUAUAUUUAUAUAUAUCUCUACACCAUUUUCUGGAGACAAACAUUAUUUUUAUUGAGAUGAAAGUAUAGAAUAACGUGUUCCAAUUUCCUACUGUGCCAAAGUAUUCUUUUUCUCUUGCCCAUUGCACAGUAGAUCAGUUUUGGGUGUGACCUCAUUGGCUUUAUAUCGUUCUUAUAAUGAUAAGGAGUUCACACAAGAUUAAACAUAUUUAAAAUUGAAAGGCUGGUACAAUAUCAAAGGUUAUAACAGCCAUGAUAUACUUGAAUUAGAUUAAGGGUUACAGAAUUAAUCAUAGUAGCAAUGUUUUAAAGAAAGAUAGAACAGUUGAUCCAUUGUUUCGCAAUAGACUGAUAGGUAGCAGAAUGUAUGUUCAAAAUGCUUCCAUGCUGUUUGUAAAGUGAUUACAAGGCAAAGGAAAGUUCCUGAUAAUUUUUCACAUUAAAAAUGAAAUCAUUAUUGGCGUUACUUCAAGCUAAAUGUUUCAUUAGCAUUAUCCGCAUUGUCCUAAUUCUGAGGUAUAAAAAACACAAGAUUCACAAGCUUAACUUGCAUUUACCGACUGCCAUAUGCACCUAUCUAUUGUCUGCAUUUUUAAAGGCUUGAAACCAGUGAUUAUUUUAAUAGCCUGUCUAUUCACAGGAUGUUAUUGAUAAUAAAGAUUUGCUUGAUAGUCCAAUUAAUAGGAUUUCAUGUGAUGCUCCCUUCCACUCUUGUUAGUGAGUUGAUUGUCAAUAUAAUUGGUUUUAAUCAGGAGUACAAUUGUACUCUUGUCAGGCUACAUUUACUAUGACAGGGGGUAUUUGGAGUGAAUUAGUUACAGUCUGCCCCUGUCCGUGGUUUGUGGUGAGUGAAAUCCCAAUUUGCAACAAAUUAAUCAAACCUUCCAUCCUGUCAAAGUCUGUGAAAAGAAAACAUGCUUGACUUCACGUGGUAAAAAAUAACGGAUUAGAGUGUAGACUGCCUGAUAAAAACCGAUAAAUGACUUUAUUUUUUAUCUUCAAAGGUGUUUUUAUGUGAAAAAUAACAUUAAAUCAUAAAGAGAUUGUUCACAACAUUGCAUGCAGAUGUCAAGCCCACUGGUGCAUAGAUGAUAAAUAAUAUUUUGCUCAUCUUUGAGUAAUAUUGAUUCCUUAUAAAAUACUAACUUAUAAUCAUGCAUAUGUAGGUCAGUUCACUUUUGCUUGGAAAAAGACUUAAUAUUUGACAGGAAUGUCAUGCAGGUUUUGCUAAUUUAUCAGCAAUUA